Molecule: messenger RNA, 861 nt
Organism: Penicillium taxi
Lineage: Eukaryota; Fungi; Ascomycota; Eurotiomycetes; Eurotiales; Aspergillaceae
Product: ceramidase
Exons: 7
Coding region: 1-861 (286 amino acids)
Biological process (GO): ceramide biosynthetic process; ceramide catabolic process
Cellular component (GO): endoplasmic reticulum membrane
Source: RefSeq, a predicted model, not a curated record
AUGGAUUCUCCCACAGUCAACCCCUUCUGGGGACCUCAAACCUCCUAUUUGAACUUCUGUGAAGAGGUAAAGCACCCUAUCUGUGACGAUAUUGAGGACUAUAUCAUCACUCGCUUCAUCGCUGAGUUUAUCAAUACUUGUAGCAGCUUUGUUUACAUCUUCUUUGGAAUCUAUGGGCUGCUAGGUCUUCGCCAUAAAAACAAGGCUGGCAUGCGCUGGAUCUCAUACUAUGGUUUGAUCGGAGUCGGGGCCUGCUCUGGUGGUUACCAUAUGACUCUCAAAUACCAUACACAAAUGUCGGAUGAACUGUCGAUGCAUUUGCUCACAACGCCUCUACUGUUUCGAGUUCUCACAUAUAAGGCUACUCCACAGCAUACUAAAAUAGUUGGAUCCAUCCUUCUUACCAUGUUCACCAUUGUAAUGGUUACUCACAUGGUUAUGGAUGAAUUCCUGCUUCAUGCUGUUACCUUUGGGUUGGCAGCUCUCUUGAUCACAACACGUACCACAUCACUUAUAUCUCACGAGAUCCCUGAUCCAACCAUCAAGAAGAAGUUCCGGAUCAUUGCGAAUGUGGGACUCUUCAGCUUCAUCUUUGGUUAUCUCAUCUGGCUGGUUGACGGCUAUGCCUGCGGAAGCCUUACUGACAUUAAACACAUGGUUGGCUUACCGCUUGGAUUUCUCUUUGAGUUCCAUGGAUGGUGGCAUUUCUUCACUGGAAUCGGAGGCUACGCUGCAGUUUCCAUCGUUGACCUUAUUACAGCAGAUGAGGUACAUCAAGAUCCUACAUCACAGCUUGCCUGGCCUUUAGCCCCUGCAGCAAGAGCCGCUGAUGCAAUUUUUGGUUCUAAGGAAAAGGUCUAG